This is a messenger RNA of Gongylonema pulchrum, 609 nucleotides long. Lineage: Eukaryota; Metazoa; Nematoda; Chromadorea; Rhabditida; Gongylonematidae. The record is from the annotation of a GenBank genome assembly.
AUGGUGUUUUUGCGGCGAUGGGGUUCCGCGUUUGUGGACUACUGGAAGAUGGUUGGCAAUGAUUAUGUGACAGUGCUCAAAGAUCUGGCAUUCACUGCUAAAAAGAAGCCAGCCAGCGCAGCAAUCAAACUGGCAGCAUUGGGUCUCGAGAUGAAAAAACAAUCAUCACCAAGCUGGUCGUCCGUUAUUUGGCUCACCAGUUCCUUACCUCUAAAAAAUAAAUUUUGUACUGAAAAUGGCCUUUCCAGAGAUAUGCUGAAUGGACUGGUGGAAAGGCGCCACCAGAUGGUGCUCGUGCCCAACUCAAUUCACAGCGAAAGGGCUGAUGAAGCGAUCUCAUCUCGAACAAUGUAUCUCGAUCAAAAUCGUCUCAAACUCGUCAACUGCAUAUUAUUUUCAAUUCUCGUGAAACUGCCUGAUGGUGAUAAUGUUUGUUUGUACGAAAACAGGGAUCGAAAUCUAAAAAGAUGGUGGUGGCAGAGGUUCGAUGAAGUUGUGGACAUUGUUGUAUUCGGCAGAUGGAUUUUGCUGAGGAAAAGUUUCGAAAACUACGAUAUUUGUACAAAUGAACACUUUCCUGAUGAAUGCUUAAACCAAUAUUUACGUUAA